AUGGCUCCUGUAGCGACCGAACCACAGAACAAUGGGUCUGAAAAUGCCUCGCAGAGCUUGAAAUCGAAGAAUGUAGAUGUAUUCGACCCGUCGGACUUGCAAGAGAGUAUUUCCUCGUUCAACCCAUUUUAUUCCCCUCCUCAGCAGGAGGACGGAGACGACUCAUACGAGUAUGAUCGCUACAAGCCGUCUUUCCCUAAGAUCGAUUAUCCACCCCUGGAGCCAUUCGAAGUAGUCGACCGUGGUCAAUUUGCGGAUCCAGAGAAGCGUGCGCUCUUCUCCGCUGCGAAGAAAGUGACGCACCUCACUCCAGCCAUCGGAACUGAGCUCGAAGGUAUCGACCUGAGGGAGCUCACGGACGCACAGAAGGAUGAACUAUCACCAAUCGAUCGAAUUCUUAACUCGGUGACUUUGAUUCGCAGUGCCCUUCUCGUCGCUGAGCGAGGUGUCGUCUUCUUCCGCAACCAGGCACUCGAUGUUCAUCAGCAGCUCGAUAUCGCGCGUCAUUUUGGCCCACUACAUAAACAUGCAACGACACCUGUACCGAAGGAAGGCGGCCUGGAAGAAGUGCACGUUGUUUAUAAUGACUCUGCCAGACGCCCCGACCCGUCCGCAUUCUCGAAGCUCGAGCUGUGGCAUGCAGACGUUACAUACGAACUCCAGCCGCCGAGCACGACCUCGCUGAAAGGAAUCACUAUUCCACCCGUCGGAGGCGAUACGCUAUGGAGCUCCGGAUACGCGCUGUAUUCCUCGCUCUCACCAGGUUUCCAAACAUACCUUGAGGGAUUAACCGCUGUGCACAGCGCAGCAGCUCAGGCAGCCGGCUCGCGUGCUGCUGGACUACAUGUCCGCAGGCAUGAGAUUGAUACGAUACAUCCCGUCGUACGCGUUCAUCCAGUAACUGGAUGGAAGAGCGUGUACGUGAACCCUGGUUUCACGCGACGUAUCGUCGGUGUGUCUAAGGCAGAGUCGGAUACAAUCUUGCAAUUCCUAUUCCACCAGAUCAGUGAGAACCCUGACUUCCAGGUGCGCUUCCGUUGGGAACGCGACUCCAUUGCCUUCUGGGACAAUAGAAUCGUAACGCACUCGGCAACUUUCGACUUCUGGCCCCAUCGUCGACAUGCGCUCCGAGCAACACCACACGGAGAGCGACCCCUUUCAGUUGCUGCGUACGAGCAAAAGACAGGAAAGAAAGCGCAGGACCGUCAGCAGGAAAUCUGGAAAUCGCUUGGUGUUGCAGAUCCUUUGGAAAAGGCUCGGAAGGCUGGUGCGGGAAGCGGUCCGAGAGGGUACAAUGACUGA
Fomitiporia mediterranea MF3/22 is the source of this 1302-nucleotide messenger RNA. Its product is annotated as alpha-ketoglutarate-dependent sulfonate dioxygenase. The record is from RefSeq and is a predicted model, not a curated record. Gene Ontology annotation, cellular component: cytoplasm. Gene Ontology annotation, molecular function: 2-oxoglutarate-dependent dioxygenase activity. The transcript is spliced from 6 exons. Lineage: Eukaryota; Fungi; Basidiomycota; Agaricomycetes; Hymenochaetales; Hymenochaetaceae. Bases 1 to 1302 code for a protein of 433 amino acids.